UUCUGGGAAACGGCUUGUGAGCGGCGUUUCUGCGUCUGCUUUGGACAGCGAAGCUGCUGCGGAUCCUGAGUUGGAGGAGUGCCUGUGAAGAAAACAGGGUAUUUCCCUGAGGCCUGUAUCCUGCCUUGAUUGACUUUUCUUUAAGUAUUAUAAAUCAGGAUGUCUGCACAGUCCGUGGAAGAAGAUUCAAUACUUAUAAUCCCAACUCCAGAUGAAGAGGAAAAAAUUCUGAGAGUGAAGUUGGAGGAGGAUCCUGAUGGUGAAGAGGGAUCAAGCAUCCCCUGGAGCCAUCUUCCUGAUCCAGAGGUUUUCCGACAGCGAUUCAGGCAGUUUGGAUACCAGGAUUCCCCUGGGCCCCGUGAAGCUGUGAGCCAGCUUCGAGAACUUUGCCGUCUAUGGCUCAGGCCAGAGACACACACGAAAGAACAAAUUUUGGAGCUGGUAGUGCUGGAGCAGUUUGUUGCCAUCCUACCCAAGGAACUGCAGACCUGGGUUCGAGAGCAUCAUCCAGAGAAUGGAGAGGAGGCCGUGACAGUGCUGGAGGAUUUAGAGAGUGAGCUCGAUGACCCAGGACAGCCGGUUUCUCUCCGUCGACGAAAACGGGAAGUUCUGGUAGAGGAAAUAGUUUCUCAAGAUGAAGCUCAGGGAUUACCAAAUUCUGAGCUUGACGCUGUGGAGAACCAGCUCAAGUGGGCAUCCUGGGAGCUCCAUUCCCUAAGGCAUUGUGACGAUGAAGAUAGGACUGAAAAUGGAGCGCUAGCUCCAAAGCAGGAGAUUCCUUCAGCAGCAGAAUCUCAUGAAGUUCCUGGCACUCUCAAUAUAGGUGUUCCUCAAAUUUUUAAGUACGGAGAAGCCUGUUUCCCCAAGGGCAGAUUUGAAAGAAAGAGAAAUCCCUCUCGAAAGAAACAGCAUAUAUGUGAUGAAUGUGGAAAACACUUCAGUCAGGGUUCAGCCCUCAUUCUUCAUCAAAGAAUCCACAGUGGGGAGAAACCCUAUGGAUGUGUUGAAUGCGGGAAAGCAUUCAGCAGAAGUUCUAUCCUUGUGCAGCAUCAGAGAGUCCAUACUGGAGAAAAACCUUACAAAUGUCUUGAAUGUGGAAAAGCCUUUAGCCAGAAUUCUGGGCUCAUUAAUCAUCAGAGAAUCCAUACUGGGGAGAAACCUUAUGAAUGCGUUCAGUGUGGGAAAUCUUAUAGUCAAAGCUCAAAUCUUUUUAGACAUCAGCGAAGACACAAUGCAGAAAAACUUCUGAAUGUUGUGAAAGUAUAAGAAAUUACAAAAAAAAAUCAGCACUCAGGUCUUUUUCUUCAGAAAUGAAGACAAAAUUAAAAACAUGAAAUGAUAAAUAAUAGUUUUAUUUCCCUAUAUAGACUGUAGAAAAUCCACUGGGAAAUGUAGAAAAUCUUCACCCACCAUUAUUUUAUCUUGAAAGAAAUGAUGUCAUACCUGCCUAGAAACUGAAAUUUUCAACUUAAUUCAGGUGUUAAUGCCUAAAUCUUCCUUGUGAUAUUUAUAUUAUUACUUUUCCAAAUAAUGAACUACCUGAUCCUUUGUCCCUUUAAAGUUUCCUUUUUAGACAUACAUUAUUUCUUUGUUGAUCAUUAAAAUGUUCUUUGCAAGGAUACAUUCCCUUCUACAUUAAAAGGCAACAUAGGAAUCAAAAUCUGAAAACCGAAACCAUUUUUAAAAGAUUUACCCUUCUGCUUCCUUUUACCUAAUUUGAAUAUGCAUUUCAGAAAAUAGAAGAUAAAGGAUGACCAAAAGCCUCAAAGUAAAAUGAGCCUUAAAACUCAGAUAAGAAGUGAUGGUGAUAAAAGAUCAAAAAGUGAAUGGGACACCUAGAUUGGGCAAGACAAAUACUUUGAUCCAAGAAUUGAAGUAUAUCAAGAAUUUAUCUCAAUGUAAUUAUCUGCCUGCAGGGAAACUCAAACACCGCUUAUCCUGUCUAAUUUGAUGGCAUCCCACUAAUGAGAAUCAUGGUCUCCUGUGUUACCAGUAGAAAGUGGACAGUGAACAGUAAACACUUGUAAAACUAUGAGAGUAGACAUUCUAACACUAGGGAAGAAUUUGUAGUGAACGGCAGUGUUGAAGGGCAAAUGUAAACAGGAGGGUAAUGGUCUGUCUUGGCUUUUAGAAAUAAGAGACUUGAAGAUCUAAUUUAUUAUUUUGCCUUUUUUUGGUUAAGGACAUAAAAAUCCAUGACAGGUGGGCAACAAGUAUCAGGUUUGCUGUUUUAUUCUUUUGGUACAAAAGGGUUGCACACCAGGCUAACAAAACAGCCAUGCAUUUAUUAUUAAACAUUUUCUACCGACAAGGCACUGUGCUAGGUACUGUAACCCUACCAUAGGUAGGUAGACAUUUCUUCCACUGUAAAUCAUUGGGGAUUUGGUCUAAAGCUGUUUCAUGUGGGUUAGCUGCUUCCCUCUGUCUGAGAAGUCCUGGGGGAGGUCAUCUCUGAGAUUCACAGAGCCAUAGUUCUCUUACCAGGGUGUGUAUUUGGGGGAAAAGAAGACUCCGCUCAUAGAGCUAGCCAGCUCUCCAGCAAUCUUCAGAGGUGAGUCCAAGAAACUUUUAACACAGUUUGGAGGUUUGUGGGUCUUUAAAAAAAACUAAUCAAUCUCUAAUAGCAUUGAGGUUGUACUUACAUGUUAAGUUGAAUGGAUUGUUCUAUUUAAAAAUAAUAGGUUAUUAACAACUAGUUUAUUAACUAUCAGAAUUGAUUGAACUAUUUUUUUUUUAAUUUUAAGUCUUAACACAUUUUAAAAAAUGUAUAAAAAGUAAUACAUUGUAGUAGUAGGAUUAUAUACUCCUUGGCUGAGAAUCCCAAGUACUGUGGUUUUACUGUUUAGUGGAAAACUCUGGAAGUUAAAAUAGAGAAUAUGAGGAAAGACUUCUUUAUAGUGGGCAUUAAUUGUGUGGAAAAUGACCCAUGUGAAUAAAAAGAUUUCAUAGUUCCAGAGAUUUUGGUUACAUCUGGUGCUUGGAUCAAAUUUGAAAAUGGAAGGUGAGAUUUGCAUGAGCCUGUUAAAAAGCAUAGUAAUAAAUGCAAGGCCAGCUGGUGGAAAAGUGAGGCAGAAUGGAGCUUGUUUAUAGAUUUCCUGAUAACAAUUAAUUAUAAGAAAUGUGCUUUAUAGAUUAAGAUUUAUUGAAGUAUAAAUAUGUAGUAAUGAUAUAAUGUAUUUUAAGUUAUACAAGAAAAUGUAGGGACUUUUGUUUGGGUCUUUUUCUCUUUGUGGCUGAGAGGAAACAAGUCAAUGUCCAAUAAAGCUAUAAACUCCUCCGCUCUAAGAUAAAACGAUCUUGAGUUGAUUUAUUUAUUUAUAACUGGCUUCUUUCCAAGUAGGUUUUGAGGUGGCAUAUUUUUACUACUUCUGCUGAAAUGACAGAGUUCUUGUAUCAGAGUAGGUAAGAAGGGAGCAACCUCUCAAUAGCUAGAAUUUCACCCUUUUUUUAGAUCUUACAUCUUUCCUGUAUACAAAGAAGCUUCCCUGUGGUACAUUUGUCACAAAUGCCAAAGAUGUUUGGUAUAAUGUCAGAGCUUAGAAAAAGUGGUGUUAGACGUGGCAAAUACGAGUUUAUCUUGUCAGCUCUGAUACCUGUGCGUUGUUUAGAAGGGAUUCUGAAGCUAAGGCAAGGCUCGGUGGGGAAACUGGGCUGGACCCAAAAAGACUGGAUUAGGAUAUAUGGAAAAAGAAAUGGUAGUCUGUGUAAUCACCAUCUUCUAUUAGGCUAAGUCCCUAGACCAAUUGAUUUAAAGUAACUCUUCAGUGAUUUAUUAUUUCAUCCAGACAUUAAUUUAUACCUCCGCAGAUAGUCAUAGUUAGCAAUCUGGGGGCUGCCCAGCCUCUGAUGAAGUGGUGAGCUGUCCAUUGCCAAGCAGUGCCAUCUGUUUGGUUAGUAAAAGAGCAGUCAUUGUUCAUGGCACGCAGACCGCUGAUAACUGCCCAGUAGCUACUGAGCAGUUGCUCAUUACUGCUAAAGUUUCUUUUGGUUUUCUUGGAGGUUAAACCCCCCAAAUUUGAUUUAGCAAUGUGCGUAUCACAUUUAGUAAAUUGAAGGGUGGGUUGUAUGCAUUGAGAUAAUCUGCACACCAGGCCUCAGAUCAGUCACUAUACCUAUCUCACUUAGAUUGGUAGGCAAGGAAAGAAAGAUUCGGAGAUUGUGUGACUUGCAUGUGGCCAAUUAGAGCUAAAACUCAAAUCUAGUUUGUGAUUUACCCCUGUGAACUUAACAGGGGUAUCUGUCUUUUCACGGUGUAGUGAGUGGUGGCUGUUCAACCUUGAUUUCUAAAUGUCAGUACAGAAAUGUUAAAUGGAAAAAGGACAUUCCUCUUCACACUCUUCCUCAGAAGUAAUACUUACUUGGUUUGCUAUUCUUCCAGACUUAGGAAUAUACAUAUUUAAGCAAAAUGUGUUAAUAGUUGACACUGAGGUUGCUGCGCAUGGGCACUGUUGGAAGCGCUUUACCAUGGAUUAGCUCUUAGUCCUCACAGCAACCAUAUGACGUAGGUACAUAUCCCUGUUUUCCAUGUACUGCACUGAAAAUUGCCUCCCCUCCCUCUCACCUCGUUGUAGACAUUGUUCUUUAUGGCUGCACACUGCUCCAUUGCAUGAAUAUACUGUAGUUUAUUUAACCCCUUAUGGAUGGAAAGGAAGUUCUUUCCAAUUUUUUAUUAUAAAGGUAUAGGUACCAUCCUUAUCCAUCUAUUUUGCUGCCUGUGUGGAUAUUAUUUCUGUAGGAUAAAUAGCAGGAAAUAGAUUUAUCAGGUCAGAGAAUGUGCACAUUUUAAGUGUUGAGAACUAGCACCAAAAAGAUGGUACUAAUUUGCAGCUCCCAUCAGUAGAGUGCCUGUUUGCCUCCACUCCCACCAACCCUGAAUCCUGAAUGUUUUUACCACUCUGGUAGGUGAAAUUUGUCUUUUUAUUAGUAAGGAGGAACAUCUUUUUAUGUUUAUUGGCCAUUUCCAUUUCCUGUUGAGAGCUGUUUGCCAUUUUUCUUUUUUUAAUUAUGAAAGUAUAAAUGACUACCAUCCCAUUAUACCAUUAUACUAAAUACACAAGUAUAAGAGCAGAGAGGCCCUUUUCUCCAGCACUUCCAGUCACAUUCCACCAUCCACAGUUUGACAUAAAUCCAUCUAGCUGCCUUUCCAUACAUUUCCAUAUGAAUAUACAGAACAAUGCUAUUUUUACAUAAAAUCAUAGAUCUGUAUUGUUCACCUUCCUUUUUCUGGUUUUUCCUUUAGUCUCAAAAAUCCUGAGGUCUUUACGUUUCUUUAAUGGUUGAUUAGGAUGCAAUACUAUGGAAAUCCCAUUAUUCAACUAUUCCCUUAACUUUUUCUCUUGCUAUUUACACUGCCAAAGGAAACAUCUUUUUCAUAUAUUUCUGUGCACAUGUGUGAAUUUCUUUAAGAUGGAGUUGUAUGAGGUGGAUAGUUGGGUCCAAGGAUAUGCUUUCUGAUAGACCCAUCUUAGCCUUCCCAAAGGUCUUCAUAACUUUCUGUUUUUACCCUAUGUAUGGAAAGUGCUCAUUUCCCCACAUAGCCUUACCUACGCUUGGUAAUUGCUAUCUAAUGGGCAAAAAAGAAAAAAAAAUCAUCUUGUAUUUCCUGAUUAAUGGUGAGGUUGAGUUAUUUUCAUAUGUUUAUUAUUGGCCACUUUUAUCAUGGAUUGUUUGUUCAUGUCCUUUACCUAUAAUAGCUUUUCUGUUGGGUUAUGUGUGGAUCUAUGUUGUUGGGUGUUUUGGGGUUUUUUUUGUUGUUCAGCAUCUCUUUCCCCAUUGUCUGGUAACACAAUCCUUAUUUAUUGUGGGGAACCCAUUCCCUGUGGCUUAGAUGAGUAGGUGACCCGGUUUGGCCUUCCUGAGUCCUGCAGCUUCUUAGCCACAGUGAUUAAAAGAAUGGGCAUGUAACUCAAGCCAGGCUAAAGAGAGCUCUCAACAGAACUUCUGCUGGAACUAUUGGAAAGAAGGCUCUACAGAGAUUCCGUGAACUAAGGACUGUGUAAGCCUGAAUUUACACCAUGUGGAGAGAGUCUGAGGAGAAACUCAGAGGCUAGCAGAAAGAAAUGAGAACUCAGUUCUGAUGUCAUUUUUCUGGAGGCCCUAGAUCCAGCUGUGCCUAAAGCCUGCCCUACCUCCGAACUUUAAAGUUUUGUGAGCCAAUAAAGUCCCUUUCUUGUUUAAAAUAA
Molecule: messenger RNA, 6182 nt
Organism: Neogale vison (American mink)
Lineage: Eukaryota; Metazoa; Chordata; Mammalia; Carnivora; Mustelidae
Gene: ZNF24
Product: zinc finger protein 24
Exons: 4
Coding region: 160-1266 (368 amino acids)
Biological process (GO): central nervous system development; regulation of transcription by RNA polymerase II
Cellular component (GO): nucleus
Molecular function (GO): RNA polymerase II cis-regulatory region sequence-specific DNA binding; DNA-binding transcription factor activity, RNA polymerase II-specific
Source: RefSeq, a predicted model, not a curated record